AUGGAAUGCAUUCGCGACUUGGACAUGGAUCUCGAAAACGAGUUCCUGAAGCUUGGUUACGCUGGCCCUGAGAAAGGACUUACGCGCUGGUGCAGCACGAUGAAAGGGAGAGAAUUCGGUCGGAUUAAUUCAUGGGGCAGUGGACCUAAGCGAGGGGGCGAUUUCGAACUUCACAGCCCUUGUACGCAUCUGGAGUUCCCUCAGACCCUUGUGGAGCCAAUUCUGCUCAGAUAUGCCACUCAACAUGGAUUCCCUUGUCGCUUUAGCACUCGACUUACCCGAUUUGACACUUCAGCACCAGGCUCGGUCCUUGCAGAAGUCGAGGAUCGGAUCUACGGCAUAAUUCAAAAAAUCAGAUGCAAGUAUCUUUAUGGGGCAGAUGGUGCCAAAAGCACCGUCGUCCAGCAGCUCGGAUUACCAAUGUCUAUCAAACCGAGCCAAGGGAUCGCACUGAAUGUUUUGCUCCGAGCUGAUCUGUCGGACAUAAUGAAGUCCCGAGUCGGGAAUCUGCACUAUGUUAUUCAACCUGAUGUGGAGCAGCCUGAUUUUGCUGCGUGGUCAAUCGUCAGAAUGGUCAAGCCAUGGUACGAAUGGUUGGUGAUCAUGAUGUACAAGCCAACCUGUCCCGCGGAUUUCAUGCCUGAGAAAAAACAGGUCGAGGACCAGGCCAAGUCAGUACUCGGCGAUGUGUCAAUACCCGUCGACAUCUUGCGAAUAGACAAGUGGUUCAUCAAUGAGACUGUAGCGGAGUGCUACAGCAAAGGCCAGGUAUUUUGCCUAGGUGAUGCGGUGCAUCGACACCCUCCGAUGAAUGGGCUCGGAUCGAAUACCUGCAUCCAAGAUGCCGCCAACUUAGCAUGGAAGGUUGCUCUGGUCGAAAAGGGACUUGCAGGGAGAUCGCUGCUGGACAGCUAUUCUGUCGAGCGGGCACCAGUAGGAGCUGGAGUGGUUGACCGGGCGAAUUCUUCUCUGAGGGAACAUAUACCUAUCUUUGAAUCUCUUGGGUUUCUCAACCCGUCCUUGCAGGAACGGAAGCAACAAUUGGCCAUACUGGAUGAAGUAUCCGAACGUGGCCGAGCUCGCCGGCAGCAACUCAUCCAUUCGAUUGAUUAUACAUGUCACGAAUUUCUUGCGCAGGGAUCCGAUAUGGGACAGCGAUAUGAGUCGUCUGCCAUCUUUCUCGACGACGCAGGAACGCCUCCGAAGCCACCUUUAGAUCCGGUCUUGUAUUACGAGCCCCAUACAUACCCUGGGGUCAGACUGCCACAUGCCUGGCUGAACACGAGCAUUCCACAGAAACCGGUGUCCACAUUGGAUCUGAGCGGCAAAGGCCGAUUCGCACUCUUUAUUGGCCAUGGCGGAGACAUGUGGCGGGUUGCUGCUGCCAGAGUCAAAGAAAACCUGGGCUUGGAUGUGGCGGUAUUUGCGGUCGGGUUUGGUCUGGAAUAUGAAGCCGUCUAUAAUGACUGGUAUCAUCGCCGCGAAGUCAACGAGGAUGGCUGCGUCUUGCUAUCUACUUACCUAGGAAGGGAGGUAUUCUCACGUCGUCUUGAGUCUGUGCCAAUUUCGAGCACAGUCUUCAUUAUGUACGCGCGAAGACUGGUGGCAGAAUUGCUAAGAGGGGGACACAACAUCCCACUACUCGUCGAAAGCGAGAUCCUUAUACAACGCAUGCCUGCAAUCGAUGCAAAGCCGCCAAAGUUCGUUGUGAUGGCCGCCUUCCGUCAUCUGCCCAGCUUCCUAGUGGAAGAGCGGCAGCAAGAGGACAAUGAAGACCGCUGUUAUGCAGCGCUGUUAGCGCUCCUUGAGCAGCAAGGCCGGAAGCUAGACCUCUUGACAGGACAAAUGGCAAUGCUGACGGGCGCUCAAAACCUGCCUAGCCCACCGAGUUCAAGGGAACACGGCUUCGAGACAGCUUAUAAAAGGGGACUACCAUUGCUCCACAGCCAAACGAGCUCACUAUUCUGCAUAAAUGUAAUUGAUCCUGGGGUCCAAAAGUUCCACGGCUCUAACAAGCCAAUGACACAACCUGCCUCACCGUCAACAUCGACGCCAUCUCCUUUCUGGAUAAUCCAGGGCGAGAUCGUUGACGGGGAUUGGAGUGACAUGAGCCAGAGCGAUGCCUCUGGUUCUCCAAGCUCAGCGUCACACAUGCCCCUGCCUCAGGUGCUCUCUCCUUCGAGCUUGCUCCACCCACUGGAAGAGCUGGACGACAACCAGAUUAUGCAAACCAUAGAAUCGUAUGGGGUUCUGGAAGGGCUCAUGUAUCCCAUUGUCGACACGGCCCACAUCAUGCGAAUAGCGGAAUGCUUCACUGGUGCCCGGGCACCGUACUCAAAUCAAAGACCACCCGGGUUCCCUACACUAGAACUACGCCGAAGUGAUCUGGUUAUUCUAAAGCUGGUUUUAGCGACGGGGCUGCUUACAGAGGGAGAUACGCACAGUACCAUGGCUUUGAGGCUCUUCCAAAGCGUUCAUUCAGAGGUAGAGUCAAUGCUCUGGAGCGAUACCGUGGACCUGAAAGAUUUGGUAUCAAUGACUUUGGUGUGCAUUUUCUAUCUACGUCGUGGAAUAUGGCGUCGCGGAUGGCGCUUCCUAGGGAACGUCACACGAAUCAUUCUGGAGCUCGGGCUGAACCGGGAGAUUGUGCUCAUUCGCUCAUUCCCCGAUGCCUCAACUCGUUCCUGGGUCGUCAACACCAUCUGGACAAUUUACGUUCUUGAACGCCAGCUCAGCUACGGGUUGGGAGUAGCAAAUGCUGCUCAAGAGCUCCGCCUCGAGCCAACAUUUCCCCGACCUCUUGGUGCAGUCUUCUUGAUAGCCAUGGCCGAGUACUCACGGAUCGGAAAGCAAGCCACUGAUGAUCUAUUCUGUGAUGGUAGAGAUACUGGACCUCAGCUAUUGCAUAAUUGGCGAGAGAGAUAUGCAUUUUUCCAAUACCAACUUGAACAAUGGACACAACACACCUCUAGCGACUUGGAACAUACCAGCGCGAACGAGAGGGCGACGGCAGCUCUCCAUUUGGUGCGCACAACCCUCUCCUUACGUGCAAACCAUCUUCGAACCCUCAUCUCCCGAUCCUUUCUCUGCACAACUCUCCGUGAUGCAGCACCGCCAGAUAUUUGGACCACGUCUGUGGACGUGGCCGCAAACACAGUGGAAAUAUUGGUAGGGUUGGAUAAUUCCACAAAGGAGUUCCGCUUCCACCAGGCCCUGUUCAAUCAUUUUCUCAUCACAGCUUUGGAUGUCCUGCUUUUUGCGACCACAUUCGGUUCUUCGAAACGUGGAAAUCCCUCUGCCAAUGGAAAGGAGAUCAUCAUAACGGAAGAGGCUCAUCUCAAAGCCCGGCAGAGUUCCCUGGUCGCCAUGAACCUUCUUCGCGCUCUAGCUGGGACCACAUACCACUCCAAAUAUCUCUGGGAACGCAUGCGAGGAGUGGCAGCUCAUCUGAAUUUGAGCAGCUAUUUGUUUAGCACGGCGCCAGGGGCACCCGGUGUAUCUGGAGGAAACGCAGUCCCAGAUCUCCAAGGACAAGCUGCAGCAAGUGGCCCAGCCGACCAAGCAAAUACUGAGCACUGCCCUUUAAGAGCGGAGCAAGCAAAUGAUCUGAGCGGCGGCCAGUAUGAUACCGACAUUGGAAAACCGAAGCUUUCUCGUCCUAUAGAAGACUACUCUGUCUGGGACUGGGGCGGAGACUUGCUUUUGUCAGAGUUUGAAUUUUUGCCAGAUACAAGCUCACUUCGACUAUUCCCAUGA
Molecule: messenger RNA, 3756 nt
Organism: Fonsecaea multimorphosa CBS 102226
Lineage: Eukaryota; Fungi; Ascomycota; Eurotiomycetes; Chaetothyriales; Herpotrichiellaceae
Exons: 12
Coding region: 1-3756 (1251 amino acids)
Biological process (GO): DNA-templated transcription
Molecular function (GO): FAD binding; DNA binding; zinc ion binding
Source: RefSeq, a predicted model, not a curated record